UACUAUAUAUCAUUCUCUUACCCUUUGGCAUACCACAUUGAUGAUGACUUUUCCAACUCUUGAUUUGAUUUACACUAAGUUUUUCUUUUUGUUGUGUUUUCUUAUCUUAUUGAUUCCUGGUUUUGUGUUUGUUUCUUGCACCUCCAAGUUAUUAGGCAACGAGACAGACAAAAUUUCCCUUCUUGAAUUCAAAAAAAUGAUAAAAGAAGAUCCUUUUAGUGUCUUGACCACAUGGAAUGAAACCAUCCAUUUCUGUGAAUGGUCUGGUGUUUCAUGUGGUCGUCGUCACCAUAGAGUCACAGCCAUAAAGCUCAAGUCUUUGAAGUUGGGGGGAUCAGUGCCUUCACACAUCGGUAACUUGAGCUUUCUCAGGGUUCUAGAGCUCAAAAACAACAGUUUCUCAGGUAAAAUUCCACCUGAAAUUGGUAAUUUGCAUAAGUUGCAGAUUUUGUACUUAAACAAUAAUUCUCUCAAUGGGUUUAUACCGUCAAACAUUUCUGCGUGCAAAAACUUGAAAACUUUAGCUUUGGCAUACAACAAUCUCGUAGGCAAUGUUCCACCAGAGCUUGGCACUUUAACUAAUCUCGAAUUCUUUGAUUUUACUCACAACAACCUUACUGGUAAAAUCCCUCAACCUCUUGGGAAUCUUUCUUUGCUUUAUGGCUUUUCUGUCUCGUUCAACAACAUCAUUGGAGAAAUACCUGAUUCUCUAGGUAGAUUACCAAAACUAAAAUACUUUGUAGUCAGUGGAAAUAAUUUAACCGGCACUGUGCCUUCUUCUCUAUUCAAUCAUUCAUCCUUGUUGGCUCUUGAUGUGGCCAUGAAUUGCAUUCAUGGGACUUUGCCCCCCAAUCUUUUUGUCAAUCUUCCCAGCCUUUUUUAUUUUGGUUUUCAAAUUAACAAUUUCACUGGAAGUAUUCCUACUACAUUAUCCAAUGCUACAAACAUGCAGUUCUUCCAUGUUCUUUCAAAUGGGUUGACAGGAAAAGUUCCUGACCUUAGAAAACUGCAAAAAAUUCAGAGGUUUGUGGUUGGAAAUAACCAUCUUGGGGAGGGGAUGUUUGAUGACCUCAACUUCCUUUCUUCAUUGAUCAAUACCUCCAGCAUAGAAAUUUUGGAACUUAGUCGUAAUAAUUUUGGAGGUUGCUUGCCCAGAUUGAUCACUAACAUUUCAAGAAACCUUGUAUAUCUCCACCUUCACAGCAAUGAAGUUUCUGGAAAUAUUCCAAAGGGGAUUUCUAAUCUCAUUGGCUUGGAGACUCUAUAUUUGGGUGUCAACAAAUUUAGUGGGGAAAUCCCAUUCGAGAUUGGGUUUCUGAGAAAUCUACAAAAAUUGGGUUUAUUUGGAAACAGAUUUGUUGGGAAAAUCCCAUCUUCUUUAGGAAAUCUAACCCGUUUAUUCACACUCAGUUUAGAAGAAAACUACCUCCAGGGAGUUAUUCCUCGAAGUCUUGGAAAAUGUCAAAACCUAUUGAUGUUAACCCUUUAUAAGAACAACCUUAGUGGUUACAUCCCUAAGGAAGUUCUAAGACUAUCAUCCUUGUCAAUUGCUUUGGAUCUAUCUUACAACCAGUUGGUAGGUUCCAUUCCAAACGAGAUUGGAUAUUUGAUAAAUCUAGACUACUUGGAUUUGUCCUAUAAUUCAUUGUCAGGCCAUAUUCCAACAACGCUUGGUAGCUGCGUGUACUUGGAAAUGUUGAGUCUUACCAAUAACCACCUUCAAGGCCCUAUUCCAUCAGCUUUGUCAAAUUUAAGGGGACUGCAAUUUUUAGACCUUUCUCACAACAAAUUAACAGGUCAAUUCCCAGCUUUCUUCAAGGACUUCAAACUUUUACAGAAUUUGAAUCUUUCGUACAAUGAUUUGGAAGGGGCAGUCCCAACCAAAGGAAUCUUCAACGACACAAGUUCUGUUUCGAUUGUAGGAAAUAGAAAGCUGUGUGGGGGAAUAACUGAACUGAAACUUCGUGAAUGUAAUACUACAAAGCCCGAGAAGAAGAAAUCAAAAUCUUAUUUGAAAGUAGUAAUUCCUUUGAUUCUUGGUGUUAUUGGGAUAACUCUUGUAGUGUUUAUUCUUUGCCUUAGGUGGUUUAGAAGACAUAGAAAAGAACCGUUACCCCAUUUGUUAGAAAACUCCACCUUAAGGGUGUCAUACCAUUCCCUCCACAAGUCCACUAAUGGAUUCUGCGAAGAAAAUUUACUAGGAGUUGGUGGUUUUGGAGCUGUAUAUAAAGGAUGUUUUGAUCAAGAUGGAAUAGUUUUCGCAGUCAAGGUACUUGAUCUUCUGCACCAAGGAGCGUCCCGCAGUUUUGUAGCUGAGUGUGAAGUGUUGAAGAACACUAGACACCGCAAUCUUGUCAAGGUAUUAACUGCAUGUUCAGGGUAUGAUCUCCAAGGGAAUGAUUUCAAGGCACUAGUUUAUGAAUACAUGGAUAAUGGGAACCUUGAGAACUGGCUGCAUUUUAUUCCAAAAGAGAAUUCUCGGAGGUUAAGUUUUGUUGAGAGGAUAAACAUUCUCAUCGACGUGGCCUGCGCUCUAGAUUAUCUUCAUAAUGAUUGUGAACCUGCAAUAAUCCAUUGCGAUCUCAAGCCAAGCAAUGUUCUCCUUGAUAAAAACAUGACUGCACAUGUUGGUGAUUUCGGAUUGGCAAGAUUUGUACAACAAAGGCCGAUUCAAAGUUGUUCAGAAAACAACAGUUCUAUAGGAGGAGUUGGAGGAACUAUUGGUUAUGCUCCACCAGAAUAUGGUAUUGGAAGUAAGGCAUCAAAGGCAGGAGAUGUAUAUAGCUUUGGCAUACUAAUCUUGGAAAUGCUCAUUGGGAGGAGACCUACAGAUGAAUUGUUCAAAGACGGCUUAAACCUCCAUAGCUAUGCUAAGGCGGGUUUAGCAGAGAGAGGAGUGGAGAUUGCAGAUCCAAAAAUUCUCCAAGAAAGAGUUGAACAAAUACAAAUGAGGAACAAAGGGAAAUCUUGCAAGGAGAAUGACAAAUUUGAUGUGUGCUUAGUUUGUAUGAUCAAAGUUGGGGUUGCCUGUUCUGUUGAAUUCCCUGCAGAUAGAAUGAACAUUAGUGAUGUUGUUGGUGAAUUAAAUAAAGUAAGGAAAUCCUUCUUGAUGUAAUUAAUUCCAGCUUUUACAUAAGCUUAUUCUCUUGGCUUCAGUGUAAUGAAAUAUAUGAAGUGCAUCAGGGAAAUGAUUUAUGAAUCACCAAAAACAUCUGAAUGUAAAUACUACAAGUACAUAAUACUAAUCACGCCGGAGAAGACAACAUCUACAGAGCCACCACCAGCCAGAGUUCAUGGACGACAGAACAUCCAACCGGAAUAUAGAAUCACCACCUUUGCACAAUUACGCCGGAAAACAUACACCUCCAGAAAAAAACACACAAACCCACA
This is a messenger RNA of Ipomoea nil (Japanese morning glory), 3390 nucleotides long. Its product is annotated as probable LRR receptor-like serine/threonine-protein kinase At3g47570. The record is from RefSeq and is a predicted model, not a curated record. Gene Ontology annotation, molecular function: ATP binding; protein binding; protein kinase activity. Gene Ontology annotation, biological process: protein phosphorylation. Lineage: Eukaryota; Viridiplantae; Streptophyta; Magnoliopsida; Solanales; Convolvulaceae. The transcript is spliced from 2 exons. Bases 41 to 3115 code for a protein of 1024 amino acids.